AUGGAAGCUACAUCUAAAUACAGAAGAUACAGAAAGGGUGUUUCCUCUCCCACAAACACUGCCAUGCAUGAUGGUUGCUAUUCUUGCACAAACAUUUGUAGUUCUCAGCCUAAUGGGGAAGCUAAAGUUACCUGCAGAGGUUGCAAAGCAGAGUUUCCAGUGCCUUCAAGGACAACCUCAUACUGUUGCCCUGUAUGCCAUAAUGUUUGUUAUUCAACUUUGCAACAUGGGAAAUCUAGGGAAGAAGGUCAAAUAUGCUGUCCAGUGAAGAAAAUUGGAACCAAGUUGUUCAAACUUGGUCAUCUGAAUAGUGCCAACAAAAAUGGAAAUUUGCUUAGUAGUUCAUCUCCUUUAGUGGCCUUUUCCUCAUCCUUGUCUUGCAGAUAUAACAAGCGUGCGGUUCUCUGUGGAGUUUCUUACAACAAAAGGAAAUUGAGGCUCAAGGGAACUAUUAAUGACAUUAAGAACAUGAGGGAGCUGCUGAUUAAGAAUUUUAAGUUUCCGAAUGAGUGCAUACGAGUCCUCACAGAACAAGAGCAGAAUGCCAAUUUAAUACCAACAAAACACAACAUAUUGGAGUCCUUAAGGUGGCUGGUGAAGGACUGUCAGGAAGGAGACUCAUUGGUGUUUUACUUCUCAGGACACGGUUCGCAACAACCAGAUUUCAAAGAAGAUGAAAUUGAUGGGUUUGAUGAAACUCUUUGUCCUGUUGAUUUUAUGAAUGAAGGAAUGAUUGUUGACAACGACAUAAACUCUACCAUUGUUUGGCCACUCAAGAAUGGUGUAACACUUCAUGCUAUUAUUGAUACUUGUCAUAGUGGAACAAUUCUUGAUCUAUUGUAUGUUUAUAAUCAUGAAAUUGGCAUUUGGGAGGAUAACAAACCCCCUUCUAAAGAACCUAUCAGAAAACAUACAAGUGGUGGAGUGGCCAUUUGUCUCAGUGCUUGUGAAGAUAGUCAAACAGCUGCUGAUAGCACAGUUUUUGGUGGAAAGGGAAUGAAUGGUGUUCUGACUUAUCUAUUCACAAAAACAAUUAGAGAAUACCCUGAAAUAACAUACGGGCGUCUACUAGAAAAGAUGCAUGAGGAAAUUCAAAAGAUUAAGCGAAGCAGAUGCCAUAACCGAAUCUUGCAACGUAUCUUCCAUCGUAGAAUUGCACAGGAUCCUCUUAUAUCAUCAUCUGAGAAAUUUGAUGUUUCUACGACUAUAUUCACAUUGUGA
This is a messenger RNA of Gastrolobium bilobum, 1221 nucleotides long. Its product is annotated as metacaspase-1-like. Gene Ontology annotation, molecular function: cysteine-type endopeptidase activity. The coding region runs from base 1 to 1221 and encodes 406 amino acids. The record is from RefSeq and is a predicted model, not a curated record. Gene Ontology annotation, biological process: proteolysis. The transcript is spliced from 5 exons. NCBI's taxonomy places the organism in Eukaryota, Viridiplantae, Streptophyta, Magnoliopsida, Fabales, Fabaceae.